This is a messenger RNA of Stomoxys calcitrans (stable fly), 676 nucleotides long. Its product is annotated as 60S ribosome subunit biogenesis protein NIP7 homolog. The coding region runs from base 60 to 602 and encodes 180 amino acids. The transcript has 2 exons. The record is from RefSeq and is a predicted model, not a curated record. NCBI's taxonomy places the organism in Eukaryota, Metazoa, Arthropoda, Insecta, Diptera, Muscidae. Gene Ontology annotation, biological process: ribosome assembly; ribosomal large subunit biogenesis. Gene Ontology annotation, molecular function: RNA binding. Gene Ontology annotation, cellular component: nucleolus; nucleus; preribosome, large subunit precursor.
UUUCCUAAAAAAUUAAUUAAAUUCCACAUAUAUAUAUAUAAUAAAAUAAUAAUAACAAAAUGAAGCGCUUAAGUGAUGAACGAGCAAAGAUUUUAUUCGAGAAGCUAUCAAAAUACAUUGGAACUAAUGUCAAACAACUGAUAGACCGCCCUGAUGGAACUUACUGCUUUCGGGAGCAUUUAGAUCGUGUGUAUUAUGUUUCCGAAAAGAUAUUGAAGCUGUCCGAAUGUUUUGGUCACAAGAAAUUGAUUUGUGUCGGUACCUGCUUUGGCAAAUUCUCCAAGACGAACAAGCUUAAAUUCCAUAUUACCGCCCUUUACUAUUUGGCCCCCUAUGCGCAAUACAAAGUGUGGGUAAAAUCUUCAUUUGAACAACAAUUUUUAUAUGGCAACCACAUACCGAAAUCUGGCUUGGGUCGUAUCACUGAAAAUGCCGGUCAGUAUCAAGGAGUCAUGGUUUAUAACAUGAACGACUUGCCAUUGGGUUUUGGUGUUUUAGCGCGAUCGACGACAGAAUGCAAAACAGCCGAUCCCAUAACAACAGUUUGUUUCCAUCAAUCGGAUAUUGGAGAAUAUAUACGUUCAGAAGAUACUUUGUUUUAGUGGUAAAUUACUUUUACAAUCUAGUGUGUAUGUGUUUUUUAAGGAGUACGAAAUAAAAGGAUAUUUUUAAUGCA